Molecule: messenger RNA, 922 nt
Organism: Ixodes scapularis (black-legged tick)
Lineage: Eukaryota; Metazoa; Arthropoda; Arachnida; Ixodida; Ixodidae
Exons: 1
Coding region: 62-922 (286 amino acids)
Source: RefSeq, a predicted model, not a curated record
ACACCUUCAGCGUUUCCAUAGGAUAUUUGCGACCUUUAUAUGGGACUCUUCAUGGGAGCCAAUGCGGCGCGACAAUCUGUUUCGGUCUAUCGAAGCGGGAGGACUAGGCUUAACCCACUUAUUUGUACGGAAAAUUGUUUCACGUUUCAUGUUCCUCAGAACGUCUUCCCACCCGUUCAUUAGGACCUUUCUCCAAACUCACUUGAUGGAUCUAAUCCCUGACCUCGUUGUUUCAUCCGACCAUGUGGCAAUGCCGCGACCUUUUGGCUUUCUCAAAGAAGUCGUCGAAGCUUUUGAGUUUUUGAAAGUGCGUUUUUCUUUGGAUUAUUUAUUCACCGUUUCCAGAAAAGAGCUCUACCAUAACCUAAUAGAUUCGCUAUUUCCAGACCCUUUAUAUCGCAGCCACUAUCCAAACAGUACAGAUCAAGAUGUUUUAAAACGAGUUCGCAGGAUGCGCGUUCCCCCGACUGCAAAAACAUUUUUCUUUAAGCUUCAUACUAACACACUACCCGUAAAACCAUGGCUACGUGACAAAGGAAUUUUUGUACCGUGGUCGGUCAACUGUCGUUUAUGCAACACGCCAGAGACUAUUGAGCAUUGCUUUAUUUUUUGCACAGAUGCAUACCUUUUCUGGGAUGUGCUUCAAAGGACUAUCAAAAAGGACUUGUAUAUUAACGCAUACUCUAUUCGUUUUCUUCCUGUGGAAGAUCCAGACACAUUUCCCGCAGAUUUUUUUAUGUUGCUUGGUAUGCAUAGUCUCUGGAAGACUCGCAUGAUAGACAGAAAUGCUGAUCCACCAAGGACUACCAAAUCGAAUUUUAUCGAAACAUGCAAUCACGUAAUAAGUGUCCUUGAUGAACUCGGGGAAAAGCCAAGAUGGUACUGGCGACUCGAAAAGUGCCUUACGUUUCCUGAUUUCUGA